CAUUUAGCCGUUUUGUACUGGCGGUACUAAUCAGCGAGCCGUUUUGGACCGCCGGUAUACGUACCUGGGCCAAAUUUUUUAUGACACCGGCGCGGGAAGAUACCUAUGGUGCGCGUAAAUUGAAAUACGGUACGGUAUAGCAGUCGAAAUGGCCGGAAAGGAAAAGGAGUUCUGCAAUAUUUCCAGCAUUUUGUUCACUGACAAGGAUUGCCAACCUUUGGUAUUCUGCAUUCGUCCAUCUGCAACAAGAGCCAGGUUGAAAUUACUUAUUGAAAGUGGUGGAGGGAAAGUUACAAGUCGACUUGAUCCAUCAGAUACUAAUGUUAUCAAGAUAUUAGCAGAUGGAGAUAAGCAUUCGUCCCCAGACUAUCUCUUGCCUUCAUUUGUUGAUGACUGUGUAGCUGCAAACACUCUUUUAGAUAAAUAUAGUUACAGAGUACCAUCCCCAACAGAGGAUCAGUCAACAGUUGUAUCAGAUGUGACAGCUAAAGGGAGAUCAUACUACUCUCCAGCUGAAGAUGAAGCUAUUCUUCAAUAUAUAGCUAAACAUCCUUUUCAAUAUUCAGGAAACAAAAUAUGGAAAAGAAUGGAACUCAUGAAGGUAAAUAAAAGAAUAUUAAAUUGAAAAUAAAGGAAAAUGAAAUACUUGGGAAAUUUUUUCAUUUUAAUGAAAGGAGGAGAUAGAGAGCAGUAAAACAAAGGUUCCAAAACAUUUAAACAGUUGAAAGUUUGGAUAGUCUCAAUUUAUUUUCUCUAUUUGAUAUUUAAUUUUGUUAUGUUGCUUCAAUCAAGGUACUAUCAGAUAAUUUAUUUUUCUGAUUAUAAAAAAAUAAUAUUGAGCCUAAACUGAAUCUGAUUUUGUGAAUUCAAACUGAACAUUUGGGUCGUUUAUCAAUAAUUUGUUUUAGGAAUGAAAUAGCUGCUCUCACCUAGCUCUGCCUCUUGCACAAAUACUAAUGUAGAGGGCAGUCAUAUAUCUUUUUGUCAAAUGCAGCAACUAAAAUGCAAAAGAAAACACAAAAUACAGAAAAGGGAAAUCACAUGUUCAAUUAUUGUUUUGUCAUGUUCAGUUAUUGUUUUGUCAAAGCAAAAGUACAAUCUAUUACUAAUUUGUUUUUAAUUUUCUUGUUUUUUUUUAACAAAAACAAAAAUGAAAUGUUAAAUUUCCAUUUUGCAGAGAAGAAACAGACCACCCCCCCAAAAAAACAAUCAUUUUGCAUUAUGGUAAAGCAAACAAAAGAAUAAUUUGUUAGAAUUUUUUUAUUCGUCAUUGUUCAUUCCUGAUUCAAAUAAUUGACCAUGACCGUGUUUCCAUUUAAAAUCACAAAAUUAGAUUCAGUUUCUACUCAGUACUUUGGUCUUAAUUUUUCAAAAACAAUUUCAAAAUCAGAAAAGCAAAUUAUUUGAUAUUACCUUGAUUCUUGAGAGAUAGGGGAUAUGAAUUUUGUGUACAAUAUACUAUGGCACGCAUAUAGGGAAUCAAUUCAAUAUAUAUUUCACUUAAAAAAUAUAUGUUUCUCUUUCACUAAACCAUUUCACUCAAAGAAAUUUAUAUUUCACUUUUAAAAAUAUAUUUCACUUUUAAAAAUAUAUUUCACUUUUCAAAAAAAAAAAAAAUUCACUUUUCAAAAAAAUAUAUUUCACUUUUCAAAAAAAAUAUAUUUCACUUUUCAAAAAAAUAUAUUUCACUUUUCCAAAAAAAUAUGUUUCACUUUUGAAAAAAAUGUUUUUCACUUUUCAAAUUUUUUUUUGCAGAGAAGAAACAGACCACCCCCCCC
Lytechinus pictus (painted urchin) is the source of this 1778-nucleotide messenger RNA. Its product is annotated as telomeric repeat-binding factor 2-interacting protein 1-like. Gene Ontology annotation, biological process: regulation of DNA-templated transcription; telomere maintenance via telomere lengthening. The transcript has 5 exons. NCBI's taxonomy places the organism in Eukaryota, Metazoa, Echinodermata, Echinoidea, Temnopleuroida, Toxopneustidae. Gene Ontology annotation, molecular function: telomeric repeat DNA binding. The record is from RefSeq and is a predicted model, not a curated record. Bases 149 to 625 code for a protein of 158 amino acids. Gene Ontology annotation, cellular component: shelterin complex.